Coffea eugenioides is the source of this 489-nucleotide messenger RNA. RefSeq lists its product as uncharacterized. Lineage: Eukaryota; Viridiplantae; Streptophyta; Magnoliopsida; Gentianales; Rubiaceae. The transcript has a single exon. The coding region runs from base 1 to 489 and encodes 162 amino acids. The record is from RefSeq and is a predicted model, not a curated record.
AUGAGGAGAUUAAAGGAGGCCACACCUGAAAGUCUGGUUCCCUUGACAGAUUUUGAGGAUCAGGUUGUUUGGGAAGGAUGCCGCUCCGGAGUGUUCAAUACCAAGUCCGUCAUGAAAGCUCUAUAUACAACGAGAGGAGAAGUAUCGUGGAGUAAGUUGGUUUGGGGGAAAGGCUAUGUUCCAAGAUAUGCUUUUAUCGUUUGGCUUUUAUGUAAAAAGAAGUUGCCUACAAUGGAUAGACUUCGAAAAUGUGGUGUAUCUCUGAUAUCUAACAUGUGUGUUUUUUGUAAAAGAGCAGAGGAAAGCAUGGAGCACCUAUAUUUCAACUGUUGCAUGACAAGACCUGUGUGGGCUAAGGUUCAGCAUAUGUGCCUGACCUUUAGGGGCUCAUGCUCCUGGGAUCAGAAUCUAGCUUGGCUUGCGGCACAUUUGAGGUCAAACUCCUUUGCAGACCAAUUGAGAAGAUUGUGCUUUGCUGCAACAGUGUAA